Molecule: messenger RNA, 236 nt
Organism: Scutellospora calospora
Lineage: Eukaryota; Fungi; Glomeromycota; Glomeromycetes; Diversisporales; Gigasporaceae
Source: the annotation of a GenBank genome assembly
CUGUUCUAAACUUAAAACCAGAAAAUGACAUAAUGGUUUUAUGUUUAUCAUGUGGCGAAAUUCAAAAAAACAUACUCGAAAAAAGUUGUUCGCAACUUGGAAUUGAGAGUACUCAUGUUAAUAUAGAAAAUGACCUAUCACUUCAAUAUUAUUUCUUAAACAGUUUUGAUUUUGAUUCUGUAUCAAAAAUUAUCAAAGAUUAUGUUUUCAAAAACGGUGUCGACGUUGUGAGUUGA